Molecule: messenger RNA, 617 nt
Organism: Strongylus vulgaris
Lineage: Eukaryota; Metazoa; Nematoda; Chromadorea; Rhabditida; Strongylidae
Source: the annotation of a GenBank genome assembly
AUGGGAUUUAGUGGCGCGAAGACCUUUAUGACGGAAGGCAAGAAAGCAGAAAAUGUUCUGAUCAAUUGCGAAGUUUACUUUUCUAAGCUGCAAUAUGCAUUUAUGAAAGCAAACCUGUCAUCCUACAAUACCAUCUCCAAGGUGGAACUAAGCAUGUACCGUGACCGAAUUUUCUACGAAUUUCAUAAACGAGCUCUUCUUAAGUACCUUGCCACACCAUCAAGAGAAUCCCACCUCAAUAAAGAGAGAAUCGAUCGCCCGUGGACUGCCAUGUUUGGAACGAAUUAUGUGGAAACAUUACGACACGUAUCCGAUGAGCACUCUGCAUUAGAACAACUUAGAAAAUUUAAUCAGGAAGACGUAAUGAACGGGCGUGAAGAAGAACUUGAGAACUUGGUAGAGGUUGAGUUUUCUGCAAAAGAGUUGGAAUUCCUCGAGUGGGAUAAAUAUAGACUCCUAGAAGAAAAGUAUAAAAGAAUAAUCUCGACUACGAGCACCGUGGGACCAGCUGCUAUGCUUAAUCAAAAACUUGCAGCAGCUAGCGACGAGCGAGGAGAGCUCUCUGCCACUGAAGAGCGCAUUACUGGCGCCGAUCAGGCGAUAAGUUGUACGUAAAA